CCCUCCACUCCACUCUGUCCACUAGACCCCCACCCAAUCCCUCUCCUCCACUAGUCCCCCUGCUCUCUCCUCCUCCACCACAAUGAAGCUGGCGCCGCUGCUCUCCGCCGCCGCGGCGCUCGCCCUCUCCCUCCCCUUCCUCCUCCUCCUCUGCCUCUCCCUUGCCCCCGCCGCCGAUGCCCACAACAUCACGCGCAUCCUCGCCAAGCACCCCGAGUUCUCCACCUUCAACCACUACCUCACCGCCACCCACCUCGCCACCGAGAUCAACCGCCGCCUCACCAUCACCGUCCUCGCGGUCGACAACGCCGCCAUGAACGCCAUCCUGGACAAGCACCUCUCGAUCGGGACCCUCAAGAACGUCCUGUCCCUCCACGUGCUCGUGGACUACUUCGGCACCAAGAAGCUCCACCAGAUCAGCAACGGCACCACCCUCACCUCCACUAUGUUCCAGGCCACCGGCGCGGCCGCCGGCACCUCCGGCUACAUCAACAUCACCGACCUCAAGGGCGGCAAGGUUGGGUUCGGCGCCGAGGACAAUGGGGGCGGUCUCAAUGCUGUUUUCGUGAAGUCCGUGGACGAGAUCCCCUACAACAUCUCUGUUUUGCAGAUCAGCCAGGUUAUGACCUCGCCGGAGGCCGAAGCUCCGACCCCGAGCCCGACCGACCUGAACAUCACGGCCAUCCUGUCGAAGCAGGGCUGCAAGUCCUUCGCUGACCUCAUCUCCGCCUCGGGCGCCCUCAAGACCUUCGACGACAACCUCGAGGGCGGCCUCACCGUCUUCUGCGCCACCGACGCCGCCCUCUCCGCUUUCAUGCCCAAGUACAAGAACCUCACAGCCGCCCAGAAGGUCUCCCUCCUCCUCUACCACGGCGUCCCCGUGUACCAGCCCCUCCAGAUGCUCAAGUCCAACAACGGCGUCAUGAACACCCUCGCCACCGACGGCGCGAGCAAGUACGACUUCACCGUCCAGAACGACGGCGAGGACGUGAAGCUCGAGACCAAGGUCGUGACGGCGACGAUCACCGGGACGGUGAUCGAUCAGGACCCCCUGAUCGUCUACAAGAUCGACAAGGUGUUGCAGCCCAGGGAGCUGUUCAAGGCGGCGGCGGCGGCGGACGCCCCGGCGCCGGCGCCCAAGGGGAGCAAGAAGAAGAAGGAGUCCCCGUCGGCGGCGGACGAGCCAGCGGCGGACUCUCCGGAGGGGGACUCGGCGGACCAGACGGCGGAUAACAGCAACGGCGUCGGCGGUGGUCCGUUGAGUGGGGUGAGAAUGGUGGUGGGUGCGGUCUUGAGUUUGUGCUUGUCGGUGGUCUUUCUGUAAUAAAAAAAAAAAAAAGGAGCUUUCUUUUUCAUUUUUAUUUUUUUUUCUUUUUCAUCAAUGCAUGUGUGGAAAAAUGUUAUAUCGGAACAAAUUGGUCAAUUUGGAGAUCGGUGGGGUUCGCAGAAGGACGUGAAUGUGAAUAUAAAAUCAUGGGUGUCCUCAAAUUGAUACAAAUCUUUGAUAAUUUGCUAUCAAAGAGAGGUGGGCCCAUGUGACAGAUAUAUUGUUGAUUUUUGUAUCAUCGACUGUGAAAAGGAUUCAAUAAAGAGAAAUGGGUUCCGGAGAGGGGUAUUAAUUUGA
Messenger RNA from Rhodamnia argentea, 1624 nucleotides. RefSeq names its product fasciclin-like arabinogalactan protein 2. Bases 83 to 1324 code for a protein of 413 amino acids. The transcript has 2 exons. The record is from RefSeq and is a predicted model, not a curated record. Gene Ontology annotation, cellular component: plasma membrane. Lineage: Eukaryota; Viridiplantae; Streptophyta; Magnoliopsida; Myrtales; Myrtaceae.